GCGGUGGCCAUUGGCCCAGAGGCGGUCCAGGGUGGGGUCUCCGUGCGCCGCUUCCAGCUGGGCCGGGCGAGUAGAGGCGUCCGCGGGCCGGGGCGACCCGGGCAGGGAUGCAUCGAACCGGCUUGGCCAUGGCAGAGGCGCCACUGAAAGUGUGCAUCGUGGGCUCGGGGAACUGGGGUUCAGCUGUUGCGAAGAUAAUUGGUAAUAAUGUUCAGAAGCUGCAGAAGUUUGCCUCCACAGUGAAGAUGUGGGUCUUUGAAGAAACAGUCAAUGGCAGAAAACUGACUGACAUCAUAAAUAAUGACCAUGAAAAUGUAAAAUAUCUCCCCGGACACAAGCUACCAGAAAAUGUGGUUGCUAUCCCAAACCUCAGCGAGGCUGUGCAGGAUGCGGAUCUGCUGGUGUUCGUCAUCCCUCACCAGUUCAUCCACAGGAUCUGCGAUGAGAUCACGGGUAGGGUUCCCAAGAAGGCCCUGGGCAUCACCCUCAUCAAGGGCAUCGAUGAGGGCCCCGAGGGGCUGAAGCUCAUCUCUGACAUCAUCCGAGAGAAGAUGGGCAUAGAUAUCAGUGUGCUGAUGGGUGCCAAUAUAGCCAGCGAGGUGGCUGCCGAGAAGUUCUGUGAGACCACUAUCGGCAGCAAAAUAAUGCAGAAUGGCCUGAUCUUCAAAGAACUUCUUCAGACUCCCAAUUUUCGCAUUACUGUGGUGGACGAUGCGGACACGGUGGAACUUUGUGGUGCUCUUAAGAAUAUCGUGGCUGUGGGAGCUGGGUUCUGCGAUGGCCUCCAAUGCGGAGACAACACCAAGGCUGCCGUCAUCCGCCUGGGCCUCAUGGAAAUGAUCGCUUUUGCCAGGAUCUUCUGCAAGGGUCAGGUGUCCACCGGCACCUUCCUGGAGAGCUGUGGGGUGGCUGACCUGAUCACCACCUGCUAUGGAGGACGAAACCGCAGGGUGGCCGAGGCCUUUGCCAGGACUGGGAAGACCAUCGAAGAACUAGAAAAGGAGAUGUUGAAUGGGCAAAAGCUCCAAGGACCCCAGACAUCAGCUGAAGUAUACCGCAUCCUCAAACAAAAGGGACUCAUUGACAAGUUUCCGCUGUUCACUGCCGUGUAUCAGAUCUGCUAUGAAGGCAGACCCGUGGCAGAGAUGCUGGCCUGUCUCCAGAGCCAUCCAGAACACAUCUGAAGUGAGCUGUGCCGCAGACGGGCCGCCUUCUGCCUCUCCCAUAUUGGCUUUGUGUGGAGACCAGGACUUGGCAACAGGGCAGCGUUGGCUUGGCUGUGCUCCCAUCGCCGAUCCGGAUGAAGAGUUGCAGGGUGUUCUUGAAUCAUGAGAGGCAGUCCAUUGACAGCAGCCGCACACACGUGUGGACAUGUGGACAUGUGUGUGCUCCUUGUCCUUCUGUGGAUCUUUCUAUGAGCAACAUGAGAUAUCCUUUUCAGUGAUGGUAACCUGUAAGAUUGCAGCCGUGUCAGCUGAAAGGCUUAGGUGUGACUUGUGUGCGUUUGAAUGGGGGGGUUAUUUCUUGUCAUUCUUCUGUUGAUAAACCUGACCAGCCUCAAGAUGGUAUGUAUGCUGAAGACAAAGUCACCACGCUGAACUUUUAAACACUAUCUCAAGGGCAGCAAAACGACUUGAUUGUGGGCUGAUCUUUCUUUUAACAAGUAGAUAUUUUUAACAAGAUAAUCCCCAUGUGCAGUUUCCUCUCACUGAAGUCUCCUGCAUUUUAGGCUCUUUGUCUUCAGUGCUUUUGUCCAGACCCAGCAACAGCAGAGCACAGGAAGCUCACCUGGGAUUCUCCUGUCCUAGCCAACAAGUUCCCUGGGGGCAGACCCUUUCCUGUGCUGUGUGAGGUUGGACUUGUCUGCUGGUGUCUCUCGGAAGGGACAGUGCUCACCUGGACUGGACCUGGAGCUGGGCACUGUGUCCUCCACCCUGCCAAGGCAUGAGACCACCAAGACAUCACUGGGCUGUGUGACCUCCAGUGAAUUGCUUGUAGAAAAGCCCUGGGCUUUGUGUGGGUGAGGGUCUUCAUAGCCACUACUCCAAGUGGGCUUGAACCAGCAGCAUCAGUGUUGUCUUGAUUCCUAGGCCAGCCCCCUCCCAGGCCCCUGCAGUGGCCUCUGGGUCAACAACUGCCUUCCAUGUGUUUCCCAUGCUUGCUCUGACUUGAGAACCACUACGUUUGCUUCAUUAAGUUGAUUUUAGGCAUGUGCCGAUGGCUCACGCCUGUAAUCCUAGCUACUUAGGAGGCUGAGAUCUGAGGAUCGCAGUU
Dipodomys spectabilis (banner-tailed kangaroo rat) is the source of this 2274-nucleotide messenger RNA. RefSeq names its product glycerol-3-phosphate dehydrogenase 1 like (gene Gpd1l). The transcript is spliced from 8 exons. Bases 108 to 1184 code for a protein of 358 amino acids. Gene Ontology annotation, cellular component: glycerol-3-phosphate dehydrogenase (FAD) complex; cytosol. The record is from RefSeq and is a predicted model, not a curated record. Gene Ontology annotation, molecular function: protein homodimerization activity; NAD binding; glycerol-3-phosphate dehydrogenase [NAD(P)+] activity. Gene Ontology annotation, biological process: glycerol-3-phosphate catabolic process; carbohydrate metabolic process. NCBI's taxonomy places the organism in Eukaryota, Metazoa, Chordata, Mammalia, Rodentia, Heteromyidae.